Zychaea mexicana is the source of this 1119-nucleotide messenger RNA. RefSeq lists its product as uncharacterized. Lineage: Eukaryota; Fungi; Mucoromycota; Mucoromycetes; Mucorales; Lichtheimiaceae. The record is from RefSeq and is a predicted model, not a curated record. The transcript is spliced from 3 exons. The coding region runs from base 378 to 1043 and encodes 221 amino acids.
UUACGAGUUUGCAUCUGCACUUUUAUACUAACGGUAACUGUCAAAACCUGCUUAAAUCAAUUCUAAUAGACACAAUUGUAACAGCGGCUCGAAAUGAAGUUGGAUUCUACGCGUGAUGGAUAUCAGCGACGAUGUAUGCGUGAAAUUGGCUCGGAUCAUCGGCAAUGUGGAUGCAGAUAUCGAGCUUCUGGUACUCGGAAAAAACAUGUGCCCCCUUGGACGAUCUUUGGUGCCCAUGCUGGAGAAAGAAGCAGAUUCUAUCAUUGCUUAUGGUUUCGAAGCCAUUAAGCGUCUUAGAACCGCAAUUGAAAGGCUGGAAAACGCGUUUGAACCGGAGAAGCUUGGUGAAAAGGCUUUGCUUAAGCUUAAAAUGAAAGAUGCCGAAUUUUGUCUAUAUGAACAGCGCUAUCAGCUGCGUCAUAUACGAUUGGCAUCUCAGUAGCGUAAGGAUGCGCCGCUUGCCGCUCGUUGCCAUUAAAAACAAGCAAACUAUUGAAGAAUGUGAGCUUUUCACCAAGUACUUUGAUCCCAUCUUGGCAUCGCUAUUCUCUGAUCCUGACAGAAAAGUGCUCCUUCGCUGGUCCAACGUCAUGUCUGAUGAAAAUGACAAGAUCCGCCCUGACGCCACAAUUUCCAAGCUACGGCAGCGCGACUUUGGGCCCAGUCUUGGAUAUGGAGAGGUCAAAGUUGCACGUCCCACCAUCGAUAACCACGCGCUAUGCCACGGUCUUAUGCGUUUGGCAACUCUAGCAAAGGAUACCAUUGAUACCAAUGCAUUGGAAGCCGCUCUGACCUUCCAGGUGCAUGGUUUUCAUAUCACUUUUUUUCUGACGCGCCUCCGCCACGAUGGAAUCUAUGUGAUGCAAGAAGUUGCGCAGCUUACAUUUCCCCGGUUUUUAGAAGAGCUAGCAACAUUUGUGGCCUUGAAAAAUAUGCGCACAUUGAUGACCCACCUUCUGGCAUUUGUGUCAACCUGUCCGUGCCGCUUCUUCGUGGCAAGAAAAACGGCGCCCCACUCAUCCCUCCAUUUAUUCUUUGAUUGAUUCAACCAAGAAUUGCCACCGCUUCUGCGCCCUGCGCUUUGAAUAAAUGCAUCCAUUCAUAUAUAUCUCUACAUAC